AUGAACACUAAAGACUUAGAAAAACAAAUAGAAAUUUUAAAGAAGUGUCAGUUGUUAGGAGAAAAAGAAGUGAAAAUUUUAUGUAACGAAGCAAAAGCUUUAUUAAUAAAGGAAGAAAAUAUUAGAUAUGUAGAUUUACCAGUUAUAAUAUGUGGGGAUAUACAUGGGCAGUUUCAUGAUUUGAAAGAAUUAUUUAAUAUAGGUAAUGAAUUACCAGAAGUGAACUAUAUAUUCUUAGGAGAUUAUGUAGAUAGAGGAAAAUAUAGUAUUGAAACAUUUUUAUUAUUACUAGCAUUAAAAAUAAGGUACCCUGAUCAAAUAACAUUAAUAAGAGGAAAUCAUGAAAGCAGACAAAUUACUGAAGUGUAUGGUUUUUAUGACGAAUGCAUAAAAAAGUAUGGAUCAAUUAAUGUAUGGAAAUAUUGCACAGAAGUUUUUGAUUAUUUGUCAAUUGGAGCAUUAAUUGAAAAUAAUUAUUUUUGUAUACACGGUGGACUAUCACCAUAUUUUGAUAAAAUUGAUGAAUUAAAAAAAAUAAAAAGAUUUCAAGAAAUUCCUAGAAGUGGGUCGUUAUGUGAUAUUAUGUGGUCAGAUCCAUCAGAUAAAAAUGGAUGGGACAAAAGUCCAAGAGGAGCAGGAUAUUUAUUUGGACCUGACACAGUUCAUAAAUUUUGUCAUGUUAAUAAUAUUGAGAUAAUAGCUAGAGCUCACCAAUUAGUUAUGGAAGGCUAUAAAUGGUGGUUUAAUAGAAAAUUGGUGACUGUAUGGUCAGCACCUAAUUAUUGCUAUCGUUGUGGAAAUUUAGCUAGUAUAAUGGAAAUUGAUGAAAAUUCUAUUUUUAAUUUUAAAUGCUUUGGACCAUCUGAUAUUGAAAAUAAUUCAAAUGAAUUUGUUAAAAAAUACCCUCCUAUAUAUUUCUCUUAA
Molecule: messenger RNA, 924 nt
Organism: Plasmodium gallinaceum
Lineage: Eukaryota; Apicomplexa; Aconoidasida; Haemosporida; Plasmodiidae
Gene: PPP4
Product: serine/threonine protein phosphatase 4, putative
Exons: 1
Coding region: 1-924 (307 amino acids)
Biological process (GO): double-strand break repair via homologous recombination; peptidyl-serine dephosphorylation
Cellular component (GO): nucleus; cytoplasm
Molecular function (GO): protein serine/threonine phosphatase activity
Source: RefSeq, a predicted model, not a curated record